UUCCUAGAAGUGGAAGGCAAUAAAUUGCUGUGAUGUCAGUUGGGGAGUCUUCCCAGAAAAUUCUGGAAAUGGAGAGCUUCCACACCAGGUUCAGUGCUUGGACACCUUUUAGCAACAAGUCUUUAAAUAGACAGCUCUUCCAGGAAAGAGUCGCGCUGAUCAGUCAUUGGUUUGACCUGUGGACCAACAAACAACGUCAGGAAUUCUUGUGCACAAUGCUUUCACGAUGCACUAAAUUACAAUUAAGGUUUGUCCAGGACUGGUUUUCAGAAAGGAAGCAAGUGGCCAGGGCGGAUUUCUGCAUGGUGCUCCCGCGCUGUAUUGCUCUCUACAUCUUCUCCUUUCUAAAUCCGAAAGACUUGUGUGCAGCUGCUCAAGUCAGCUGGCCCUGGAAGUUUCUAACAGAACAGGAUUGCUUGUGGAUGCCUAAAUGCAUUAGAUUUGGAUGGUUUCUGCCCUAUACUCCAACAGAUAAUGAGUAUGGCGCUUGGAAGCGCCAUUAUAUUGCUUGUGUGUCCAACCUGGACUGGCUAACCCCCAGGGAAGCUUCUGCUAUGUAUGGGACACUAAAUGAACCCAAAACGGAGGACGAGGAGCUUCAGGAGAGGCAAAGAGAAAAGCACCUGAGGAAAAUAAUCUGGGGGAAAAUUGCACUACGUAAGAAGCAGUUAUUCAAAGCCCGGCCCCCCUGGGGGCGUGGGGCCUGCUGCUCCGUGCUUGAGAGCUCCAGCCACCAGGCCAGGCCCUCCCAGGUGGGGCAGGAGCCAGAGGGACCUCGUGAAGCUCUGGAGAAACAGCUCCUUUUGGCAUCCUUAGAUGCUUUACCCAAGCGAAACAAUGUUUCUGGAAUUCAUUCCUAUCCUUUAUCAUCAAAGAAAACUCAGCGUGGAGUUUUGGAAAAUGAGGAUAACUUUUCACAUACGUCUCAGCUGCAUGUCAUACUAAUAUCAUCUCGGAUUCCUGCAUACGAGAUGGUUCUGGACAGCACUAAGGCCGGGAUUGUUGCUGUGGUGUAUGAACACAGUGGCACAACUUUGGAAAGCUUGCUUUGUCUUGUAGACAGAGCUCUGCACGGUCAGAAGGCACAGAGUGUGGGGAUAUUUAGUGAUGGAGACAGCAGAGAAAUCAACUUACUCAAAGGUUAUAAAAUUACUAUUAAAAAUUUAUUGAGGCCUGAAGUGAGAGACUUCUGGGAGAAAUUAGGAAGCUAUGUGGCCACUGAAGAAGAAGGGGGACACGUGGACAUCUUUGUGCCACUUGGCACAUCUGAGGAAGGCAUAGAGGUUCUUUCUCAGCUGUCUCAACUAACUGGCACAUUCUUUACUGCCCCCACUGGGAUUGCAACUGGCUCUUACCAACACAUUUUCAGUGACUGGUUGGGACAGCGGUGGAUCCAAGUUCCUUCCAUCAUCUACUUCAGUGAGUCCAAACUUCAGACUUGGUCCAGCCUCACAGACGCCCUGGAAGACACCCUGAAAUCAGUGAGGAAAGAGUUAAACCCUCUCUUCAAGGACCUGCAGAAGAGCAUCAGUGGCAGGAUAGUAGGGCAAUUUCUGUUUGACACGAUGAAUUUGGCCAACAUUUUGCAUAUCCAAGAAACUGCACGAGCUCUGGCAGAUGGAUUGGUGGAGCUGUCAAAAGAGGAUUCUGACAAACCUUUGGAAUUUUUGUCACAUUUCCUGCUGAAGAAAUGUAGUAAAAAGAGCAGCAACUCUGAAGGAAAUGCCACUCCCAUGGAAUGUGACCCUGAAGAAACCUUUGCUUCGUUGAAGGAAAAAAACAUCCCAGAAGUCAGUUCUCUGGAUCCGAAAUCAAGUCUCAGCAAAGGCAAUGUAAAUGUGGAAGUUCUGGCUAAGCUGGAGAGGAAGCUUGGGCCUCCGGGGUCUGCGGACCCGCGAGCCGGGGUCGUCCGCGAGCUCCUGGGCAGCGAGCGGCGCUUCGUGCAGACGCUGGCGGCCGUGAGCCAGGUCUACGCCCGGCCGCUGCGGGCCGCGCUCGCCUCCAACCGGGCCAUUCUCAGCGCGCCCAACCUGCGCAUCAUCUUCGCCGACGCCCUGCGGGUUCUCAGCGUCCACAGGCAGUUUCUAGACAACCUGAGAGACAGACUACAAGACUGGGGCCCGGCUCACUGUGUGGGGGAAAUAUUUACAAGGUUUGGGAGCCAGUUGAACAUACACACCAAUUUCUUCAACAACUACCCUGUUAUCCUGAAGACCAUUGAGAAGUGCAGAGACAGGCUCCCGGCUUUCCGAGCUUUCCUGAAGAGACGAGAUAAGAGCAUUGCUACCAACAUGCUGAGCCUGCCAGAGCUGCUUCUGUGCCCAUCCCGGAGGUUUGGGGAAUAUGUCCAUCUUCUCUACGCCCUCCGGCUCCACACGCCUGCAGGACACGCCGACCGGGAGGACCUCACCGCUGCCAUUAAGCAAAUCAAGAGCUAUCAAGGGUUCAUAGAGCAGAUGAAAGAAAACAUUAAAAUGAAAGAACAGCUGUCAGAUGUACAGAAAAUCAUCUGGGGCUGCCCGGUUCUGUCAGAAGUAAACAGAUAUCUGAUUAGAGUCCAAGACGUAGCCCAGAUCCACUGCUGUGACGAGGGAGUCAGCUUCUCUUUAAGGCUCUAUGAACAAAUCCACGAUCUCAGCCUCUUUCUCUUCAAUGACCUGCUGCUUGUUUCAAGUCGGGUCACAUCCUACAAGCCAUUUGAGAGGACUCCAAAAACCACCUACCACUUCAUCGCAUCCGUCGCCCUUCACAGGUUACUUGUGGAAGAUAUUCCAGACUCCAAGUAUGUCAAGAAUGCAUUUAUUCUUCAAGGUCCAAAGCAUGAAUGGGUUUGUGCUACUGAGGCAGAAGUUGAGAAGUUCUCAUGGCUCUCAGCACUCCAGGACGCCAUGAGGCAGAGCCUGGAGAAGUGAGAGGGGA
Messenger RNA from Perognathus longimembris pacificus (Pacific pocket mouse), 2919 nucleotides. It is a transcript of the gene Ect2l, whose product is annotated as epithelial cell transforming 2 like. Gene Ontology annotation, molecular function: protein binding; guanyl-nucleotide exchange factor activity. The transcript has 21 exons. The coding region runs from base 33 to 2912 and encodes 959 amino acids. The record is from RefSeq and is a predicted model, not a curated record. NCBI's taxonomy places the organism in Eukaryota, Metazoa, Chordata, Mammalia, Rodentia, Heteromyidae.